GCCUUCCCCUCCUUCUCAGCUCAAUUUGUGAAAGGAGGGAAAAAAAAAUAAAAAUUAGGAAUUCACUCUUUCUCAGGUCUACUGGCCCUUUUUAAUAAGUGUUUAUUGCAGAAUGUUUACUUGGUUUUGAUUAGGUCAACAAAUUGUGCUAUGGAAGAGAAUUACAUAUUUCCUGCUGCUAACAAGCUUCAUUAUAAUUUUCUUUGAUGAUGAAAUUUGUCUUAGUAAGGCAUCAAUGACCCCUUCUUUUUGAUGUUGGCGAAGAAGAAGCCAAGGAAUAGGAUGAAUUUAUUAAUAUUCCCUCUUAAUGACUAUUUCCUCCAUCCUUAAACAGCUGCUAAAUUUGGCCUUUUCAAAGUCAAAAUUUAUUAUCAUUCUUUUCAUGCUUUGUUAAAUAUAUGGCUUUUAAAAAUCUUGUCAUGUCAUAUCUGAAACAUCCUAAAUCUGCUAGAAUUUCAAGAUGUUAGGAUUUGUUCAUGUCCAUGGACUAGUACUCUUUAUUGCACUAUUAAUUGUGUUGUUGGGCAAUCCAAACAGUGAUAUUGUUAGGAAAUGAGACUUUGUACAUAUAUAUUCUUUCUGUAGGUCGUUUUGCAGGCCAUUUUACGCAAGUUUACUUCUAUGUUGACAGAAUGGAUCAUAUGUUAUAAUAGCAAAUUACAUAAAUUAAAGAUAGCCUUUAGAAUUACAUUCCAUACAUGAUUAUUGAUGGAUGCGUAAAUAAACUAUCUUGUUUAUUGAAGUUCAGUAGAUUCUUCAGGUGUUAGAUCUGUAAAUCCCAUAAUCCUGUAUCCAAGGACUUAUACAUGACUGCUGCCACAAGAUUGUGAGUGGAAUAUCUUCAAGUGGCUGCUGGUAGUAGUUGCAUUUUAUGAUUCCUGCUUACUGUACAGUGUUUAUUUAUGUUACUUUUGUGGCAGUGGGAUCCUCAAACAUCAGUAUGCCAUGAAUGGACUUGGCAUAGUUGUAAUACAAAGAUAGGGAAUAUAUGUGUAUUACUGUACAAGUGCUUAAGUAGCUCAACUCCUUGAAUCAUAUUUGUAACCUUUUGGCAAGAAAGAUGAUAGAUGCCUUAACAGUUUGGCUCUUUUGUUUUGUCGGGAGAGGGUGGUUUUUAGUAGCUUAGUCAUCCAAGAGAGGCUACGAAGGUUCGUCAAACCCAUAUUACCAUGUAUUUCAGAUUCCAAAAGAUAUUUAAUGAAUAACUUGGCAAACUCUAUUCUCAAUAUUUGGGUGUAUCCGGACUAUCCUCCAGUUUUAUUAUGUUGUAAUAUCUGUAAUUUAAUUCAAAUUCAACAUUUGAAUGACGACACGUGUUAAAGGCCUUUGUGGAGAUUGGAUUGGAAUGUUAAUUUUCCAACGGUCUUGAUUUAAUGCAUACUUUGGAAAUAAAUCAUAUUUGAUCUGCCACCAAUUAUAUGUGCAUCUUUAAUUUUAUUAUUGUUAUUUCUUAUUAAUCUGUCUAUAUAAUGUGCAAAGUUUUACAUACUCUCCUCUCAUUUCAUAGUUUUGAAUCAGAUCGGCACUCCUAAUUCAAACAAGAAUUUGUGUACAGAUAUCAAGUGCUUUUUUUUUUUUUUUUUUUUUUUGAAGUUACUGUUGAUCAAGAGGCGAAGGUCAAAUUCUGCAAAGGUAAGACACGAUCCUCAUAUCCAAAUCAUUUGUUGUUUGUGUCGAUUUCUGUUUGAUUUUAAGAACCCUGUGUUUCAUGUCAUGUCACUCUCCUUUCACCCUUGUUGAUGCAUAGUAGUUCAUUGUCCAUGUGCUUGAAUGUUGAUCGAUACAAUAUUUACUGGUCUUGUGUAGACUCGUAUUUUGUGAUGAGACGUUUGACUGAAUGUGGCAUAAUUUCACAGUAAAUUGAAGCCGAAUAAUUGUGGAACAUUCAAUGAGACUAGAGAUCUCAGUGAAAUUAUAGUUGGAAUUGGCUUCUUGUUUGCAUUUAUGUUUGUUAUGCUUUGUUUUGGAAUUUGUGGUGAAUUCUUCUUUUUCCUUAAUCACUUUUAUUAAGAUCGCUUGGAGCAGGGCCUUAAUAAUUGGCUAAGCAGUAUCAGUCACCCUAAUGGUUGCCUUCCUUGAGCACAAGUGCUCUUAUGAUUAAGAACGAAGAUCUGUUGAUGGUACUUCCAUCUAACUUUCUUCUCAAUCCUUGGCUAGGGCUGACAAUUCCUUACCCGACUUAAUAACCCGACCCGAAUGUACUGAGAGAAACCCGAUCUGAACCGAACUUAAACAACCCAAUUUGACCCAAAUAUUAUAUUUUGUGAUAAUAUUAAGUUCUACACUUUUUCUGAUAGUUUUUAAGCCCAACCCGAAAUUUGACCCGAACUUUGCCACCCCUAAUCUAGCCUCCUUUAUUUUCCUUUUUUUUGUUGGUAAGAAGAAGGCACUUUACGAAACAUCUCACAGGUCCACCAGGCUUGGGUUAGCGUGCAAGGCUUCUUGGGAGUGGGGAAUAAGGGUAGGGGAAAUCCCCGCCUCCUAGUUGCCCCUAAUGGUGAUUGAUCUCCCAACCUGAUGGCUGUGAAAUGCAAUCCUUACCACUAGACCAAGUACUACUUGGUUUUUCAAUUUAGCCGAAUUGACAGGUAGGUUCUCAUGUUGUGCCUUUUUUGUGAAUUUUUGGAUUAGGAAGGGUUGGGAAUGAAGUAGGGAUGACUAUGGGUGUUGGUGGGGCAUGCAAAAGGACAAAAAUCAACUGUGUUUGUGCAACUUAACUCUGUUAAAAGGAAAAAAGGCUUUAUCUUUCAAUCAUCCGUUGAUAUCAAUUAUAAAUAUCCUUUUGUGGGAUGGGUCUUAGUUUGCUUUGGAAAUCUGUUAUAAUGUUAAGGAGAAACAAUUAUGCUGUUAAGCUGUGUAGCUUUGUUGUCAUUCAUUCUGGAAGAAAUGAAGCCUAGAAUCAAUAGUCUAGAAAGCUUUUUAUUCAUUUUGAAAAAGCUUUACUGGAUUCUGUAGAUAGCUCAUCUUGUUCAGAAUUAUCACAUUUGUUGGGCACUAAUGUAGUAAUUAUGUCCAAUUUACGUAAAUUGAGAUGAAGUUACUUAUCCAUGUUGAUUGAAUUGGGAUGAAAAUUACAACAUUCAUAUUAUUGAUUGAAAAGAUGCUUGGAGUUUCCAUAUUUCUUUUGAUGAACCACAGUGGGUUACCUUACAUAGCUAUGCAUAUUUGUAAGGAUAAAAAAUUUCAAGGUCCUCAUUUAUAAAAAUUCUAUGCCAAUAUCAUGGAGACCUUUGCUUAUGUUUUUAAAGGAUACAAAUCUGCAAGGUCCUCAGAUAAUAAAAGUCUGCCAUCAUGGAGACCUUGAUUGAGAGAGAUAAAUUUCUAAUGAGUUUGUGGGUGAAUUAAUUCAUAAAUUAAAUCAUACAUUUAGAACACACAUUAUUGGUCUUAUGGUCUACAUGCUUUCUUUACUGAUGCAUUCUUUUUGGUCCUUAAACAGCUGCAACUUAUUAUCAAUGGAUGUCCUUCAACCGGAUUCAAAAUGCCCAAGAACUUCAGCAGUCUUGGAUGAUAAUACUGAGCCUGAUUACUUUGGUAAGCUUCACGACGAUCUUCUCAUAGAGAUUCUAGAUAAGCUUCCUAUGGAAGUAGCAAUGGAUACCUCCCUUUUAUCGAAAAGUUGGAAGGACCUAUGGAAGCAUAAGAGGAAUGUUGAAUUAGGUCAAAAGUGGGUUCAGAAUUGUGGUAAGUCUCUUUUCUCAUCAUUGUUGAGAAUUCUUAAUGCUCUUUAGGGGCAAAAUAUUCACUGUAUGAAAGUCUCUCUUCCGUAUGACUGCCAUGUGUCUAGCAUUGUACAGUCAUUGAUGACCUAUGCUAGUUUGAAAAAUUUGGAAGAGCUAUAUAUAGAUUUCAAUGAUAGGAAUGACAACAGAAUCAAGUGGAGGAGGCGGUACCCAUUGGUCGAUAUGCCUAAUUGGGUAUAUAGCCCUUGUUCGUCAUUGGUCAAAUUAAUUCUUAUAUCGCUACAACUAAAUACUCUUCCUCCUCUGCAUUUCAAGGCUCUAAGGGAACUUUAUCUUGAGCAUGUCAAGCUUACUAAAGAUUCAGUGGAGAAGAUUACUAGCAAUUGUCCUUCUCUUGGUCUGCUGAGUCUUAGCAAUUGCAACCCAACUACUGGCCUUAAUAUUAAUGUUGCAGCAAACUCUAGCCUUCUUCAUUUAGUAGUAAACGAGGAGUUUACUGACGUCCGAAAUGCAACUGAGUUGUGUAUUAGAGCUCCAAAUGUGAAAACAAUAGAAUUUGCGUCAGCCCUGCCUAGAAAAAGCUAUCGGAUGGAUGGAACUCUCGCCUGUUCUGAAGCAAUUUUUAGGCUGGAUAAAAUGCAUCAUAGACCCCAAGCAAUCAGAAUCUUUAGUUCAGGACUUAAGGGCUAUUAUGCAAAGAAUUUUUUGGGGCUUCUCAGAAAACUAGCAACUGCUAAAGUGCUUACAGUGAGCAGCUGGUGCAUUCAGGUUCUAUCAAUGGAGGUUUAUAAUUUCAGGAAACCUCUAACCUUUGAGGCCAGUCAUCUCAUCCUAGAGACCGGACUGUGUAGAUGGGAAUUCCAGGGAAUAGCCUACAUGCUUUUGGGUUGUUACAAACUUGAGAAUCUCACGAUUGUCAUGGGGGAUCCUGCACACUUGAAUUAUGACUACAUAAAAAAUGUGACAGUCUGUCAAGUUCGUAACCCUGGAGUACAAUUUGACAACAUCUUGCAGCAGCUAGAAACUAUUGAAUUCAAAUACUACAGUGCAACUUACCAAACUUGGGAUGGCGAUGAUUUCAACGAGUCCCUUUUUUUUGCUGUAUCUGACUUUGGAAGGCUGCUGGCAUGGAAUCUUAAAACAUAUGCAGACAAUCUCAAAAAAGUUGUUUUUUCUACUAGACAGAAGCAUUUUGCAAGUGACCAAUUUCGCAGUAUUGAGGCACUGUCCACAUUCAAAAAGUUAUAUCAGUGUCACUUGCCAUGCGUCUAUCGGAAUCCAACUGAUAGAUGUCAUCCAGCUCUGAUUGGUGUUAAUUUCCACCUAAGGAAUGGCUCUGAUAGGUGUAAAUUAUCCACAUUCGGAAUGAUGCUUUGUGCUAUGGGAUCUUGUUCAAGCUUUGUGCUUGAAUUUUCUUUAGACUACAGACAACGGGUGUGAAACUCUAGUUUCUGUUAUGAUCUUUUUUUUUUUUUUUUUUUUUUUUUACCUUAUGUUCCCUUUCGUGUGUACGAAAGAGUGAUAGCAGAGUUCAUUAUCGUCUUUAUUGAAUUACAUGUCCUGGGGCUACCUAGUAUGUUGUUGCAUAGGAGAAUAGGAGAUGCAAUUUUAUUUUUAAACUACCUUGUAUGUUGUUGCAUAGGAGAUGCAAUUUUAUAUUAAACAAUGUGGCCAUUAGGCAAAUGUUAACGCAUCUAUGGUAAUGACAAUUUUAGAAUAGUGUUGAAAAUUUUAAUACAAGUUAUGCAAGUUAUUUACAGAAUUCUUUUCUCAAAUAUUUCUUCUUUUUUCUCUCUUUUUUUU
Messenger RNA from Chenopodium quinoa (quinoa), 5486 nucleotides. RefSeq lists its product as uncharacterized. NCBI's taxonomy places the organism in Eukaryota, Viridiplantae, Streptophyta, Magnoliopsida, Caryophyllales, Amaranthaceae. The coding region runs from base 3750 to 5123 and encodes 457 amino acids. The transcript is spliced from 3 exons. The record is from RefSeq and is a predicted model, not a curated record.